AUGGCGUUUUCAAGAUUUGCAGCUUUGUUGGUUAUGGUUUUGGUGGUGGAAUCUGCCUUGGCACAAAUUCCAGAAUUCGCACCUAAGUUGGCACCUAUCAAAGCUCCGGAGAUUGCUCCUGCUCCAAAGUAUACUGUUCCACCACCACUUGUUCAUGCUCCUACUCCUUCGGCAAUCGCUGCUCCUCCUCCUCCUACUACUCAUGAACCAGCACUAGCUCCUGCUCCAAAGAAGGCAUCACCGGCACCGGCGCCUUCAGUGAAGCCUCCAACUUCCGCCGAGUACAACUUGACUCCAGUAGCAAGCCCAAAGGGAGCACCAACAAGUGCAGCUGAUUCUUACAGAGUAGGAGCAGCUGCUCUCUUGGCCGUCGUCUCCGCUGCCUUUCUUUUGUAG
Messenger RNA from Macadamia integrifolia, 396 nucleotides. Its product is annotated as classical arabinogalactan protein 10-like. Lineage: Eukaryota; Viridiplantae; Streptophyta; Magnoliopsida; Proteales; Proteaceae. The transcript has a single exon. Bases 1 to 396 code for a protein of 131 amino acids. The record is from RefSeq and is a predicted model, not a curated record.